AUGAAUGUUCAAAAGCGAAACGAUGUCUCGAUUUACUGUCUGUCUUCAGGGCCAACUCUUCCCGAAUGGCUGGGUGAUCGGGCCAAGAGAAAUUUAGCGAAAAAAGACGAGAAUGUGAGAAGAAGAAUCGAGCUAAUUCAGGAAUUUCAGAUGCCGGCCUCGUCGUCUCGCUUGGCACAAUCGGCAGAUGGCCGCUAUAUCGUCGCCGCUGGAACGUAUCCACCAAGGAUACGAUGUUAUGAUGUUCAUGAGCUGAGCAUGAAAUUUGAGCGAUAUGUUAAUGCCGGUGUUCUGGAUAUUGCUAUGUUGGGGGAUGAUUACGGGAAGAUGGCUCUACUGUUGGAUGAUCGAACAGUUGCAUUCCACGCUCCGUACGGGGCACACGAGGCAAUUCGCAUACCAUCUUUUGGUCGGACCAUGGCAUAUGAACCUACAACUUGCGAGCUUCUCGUGGCUACAAAAGGAAACCAGGUAUUUCGUAUCAAUCUGGAAGAAGGUCGUUUCAGUGAACCAUGGAGUUUUGAACCCUCAGAAGCGUCGGGCACUUGCAUCGCGGUCAAUCAAGCUCACCCUCUGACUAGUGUCGGCUGCGAUGAUGGGAUUGUUAGGUUUUGGGACAAUCGAAGUCCAGAUUCGCUUCUCAAACCCUUUAUGAAACUUGACGUUCAGAGUGCGACGAAGGGAUAUGGAUUUGCGGAAGACGCUUACAUAAACGGAAACCCAAGCGAGAUAACUUCGAUCGCGAAUGAUCCCAGUGGUAUGUUUAUGGCUGCUGGUACCGCGAAUGGAAUUGUUGCGCUGUACGAUAUCCGUUCCAGCAGACCACUGCACAUCAAAGAACACAAACAUGGGCUGCCAAUUCACACUGUCAAGUUUCAUGCGGGUUCAGGUAUGGUUCUCAGCUCGGACGAGAAGCUCGUCAAAGUAUGGAGAUACAAAUCGUCCAUGGAUUCACACAUGGGGCUUUCUGCAAAAGACACAUAUCCUGCGAGCGGAAUCAUUCUUUGUGCUACGGACCAACCUAAACUCGAAACCUAUUACAUACCAGCUAUUGGCAUAGCUCCCAAGUGGUGCUCCUUUUUGGAAAGCAUUACUGAGGAGUUAGAAGAGCGAGAUCUCAAUCGAGAAACCACUGGAAUCACUUCAAACUUGGUUCGUGACGGUCAAGAAACCAUUUACGAAAAUUACAAGUUCGUAAGUCGGGAUGAUCUGGAAAAGCUCGGUAUAUCCAACUUAGUUGGGACGCCGCUUCUUCGUGGCUACAUGCAUGGUUUCUUCAUGGACAUUAAUUUGUACAACAGAGUAAAAUCAGUGGCGAAUCCGUUCGAGUACGAAGACUAUCAAAAGAAGAAGCUGAAAGAGCGUUUGGAGGCUAAACGUUCGAGUCGUAUAACGCCUCGGCCUUCUGACAAGAAGCCCAAGGCGGCUGUCAACGCAGACCUUGCCGAGCGAUUGCAAUACAAGGCCUCCGAUUCUACCAAAGCGGGAAAGCUCGCCAAUCAAGUCUUGUCCGAUGACCGUUUCGGUAACUUGUUCACCAACCCUGACUUUCACAUCAACGAGGAAGACGAUGACUUUAAACUCCGCAACCCC
This is a messenger RNA of Phaeodactylum tricornutum CCAP 1055/1, 1593 nucleotides long. RefSeq lists its product with no specific name. The annotation marks the transcript as partial. Gene Ontology annotation, cellular component: small-subunit processome; nucleus; nucleolus. NCBI's taxonomy places the organism in Eukaryota, Bacillariophyta, Bacillariophyceae, Surirellales, Neidiaceae. Gene Ontology annotation, molecular function: protein binding. Gene Ontology annotation, biological process: maturation of SSU-rRNA from tricistronic rRNA transcript (SSU-rRNA, 5.8S rRNA, LSU-rRNA). The record is from RefSeq and is a predicted model, not a curated record. The transcript has 2 exons.